This is a messenger RNA of Agrilus planipennis (emerald ash borer), 12520 nucleotides long. RefSeq names its product dynein heavy chain 6, axonemal (gene Dhc16F). The transcript has 57 exons. Gene Ontology annotation, cellular component: dynein complex. Gene Ontology annotation, molecular function: dynein light intermediate chain binding; dynein intermediate chain binding; ATP hydrolysis activity. The record is from RefSeq and is a predicted model, not a curated record. The coding region runs from base 218 to 12418 and encodes 4066 amino acids. NCBI's taxonomy places the organism in Eukaryota, Metazoa, Arthropoda, Insecta, Coleoptera, Buprestidae. Gene Ontology annotation, biological process: microtubule-based movement.
CCUUUCCCGAAGUUUCUUUAUUGUACUAGACUAAACGUGAUACUAACAAAAAAAUUAUAAAGUAAAUCCUCAUUCUGAUUAAGAUUAUUCAAUUUAUCGAGUGGAAAUAUCGCCAAUGGCAACCGUUGCUAUUUAAUAUUAAAUAUCAACAAAUAAAGCUCUUGUCAUCAUAGUCGGUGCAUUUAUUGUGGUCGAGGAAAAGUACAAUAUUCACAAGAUGGAUUUUGAUCACGAAUCUUCAAAAAAGGGGUCUAGAGCUACAGAAUCGACCUUAGACGAUUUGUCCAAGAUGCUCGACAGUCCCGCGCAGAAAGUGAGCAACAAAUACGUCUGCACACCCCCAGAAACGUUUACUCGAAAACCUGAUACAAUUCCUUUUCACGUUCCGCAUAAAAAACUUCUUGAGAAAAUCGAAUAUCAAAAACCAAUCCCCGAACCACUGACUGGUUUCGAUGAACGACAGCAAGCUAUACUUAGGAGAAGGAGAAGAAGAGAAAAAAUUUCACAAGAGAAAGAUGAAGGAGAAACAGCCGCGAAACUAAAAAAAGGAGGCGUUCGUUUCAUCGGAGAAGAAGCCGAAAGCGAGUCUAAUACGGAAUCGAUUUCGACGGGGGCGAGCGAUAUUGUUUUGCCUCAUCAUAAAGUAAAGGGUGUUGUUAAGCAAAAAGACCUGAUAAAUCAAAUGCGAAACACUGUCGACGGAUCGUUUGUCUACAUGGUUUACGCCGUUCCCAGGUCGUCAGAAAUGUUCACCCCGUAUGCCUUAAAAUUAGUAGAAUACGAGAAUGUGGAAAAGACGAACUUUUUGACGAUGAGUUCGCAUGGCGUGACUCAGUUUAUUUGUGGAGAAAUGUCCUUCACUAAUUUAAACAAAUGGGAAGAGGAAUACGACACGUAUUGUCGUUUAAUGAGAAUCAAAUCGUUCUUUUAUUUUCGAAUGUGGAAAGCGUAUUACGUUUGGCGAAAAGGAAUAAUUUUUCGAAAAUAUACUUCUGCAAGGACCGCUUUAGAAGGCAAUCUUUUUUACACGAACGCACAUUUACGAGAAGCACUCCUCAACAUACAAAAUAUGUGCUUCACAAUGAUCGAAACCAAAUUCUGCGAUCUCUCCAUUGUAGACAACUUUUACCUAUUUUACUUCAUAGAAGCGCAGAUGAAGAAAUUGGAAACGGUCCAGAAUAAAUUAAAGGAUUUCAAAGUGAUUGUAGGAGAAAUUUUAAACAACGGAUGCCAUGGUGCUUUACUAUCCAAAGGCUUUGUCGUUGACGAAACCGUUUUGGAAGAUAAAAAAAGUCGAUCGAAAGGAGCAAAACUGUCAUACAUUGAGCAAGCAAAAAAGAAAAAAUUUUGUAUUCGGCUUACAUGUUUCUUAAUAUUGGCCGAUUAUUUAAUGAUAAAUAUGCUCCACCAUUUACUCGUGAGUUCAGUGGAAGCUUUUCUAAAUAUGUUAAAAAUGCAUAUGAAAUUCCUGCCAAGUGAUGAGACUCUCGAAUCCAUGGACACGUCUGCAAUUAUGGAAACUGGCAGACCACGAGAGUAUCCACAGAAUCCUUUGGUGUUGCUGGACAUCACGGUUUCCGCCGACGAAAUAGGUCUUGAUCCUCCCCAACAAAUAACCAACUAUAUUUUCGAUCAGUUGCUCACAUUAUGGACGGAAAGCGUGUUAAAUGUAAAAUUGUUUAUCCAGGAGAAAACGUACAAACCUUUUACCAAUCCAAUGAUCAACGGCAAAAUUGAAGACAGAUUGUGCGGCGACGGACCUCCUUUGGGUUUCUAUUUAGAAAACGACUUACACUUGCAAACUAUAAACAAGGAGAUUUUUGAAUGCAUCAAGGUAAGUUACGAUGCCGCCUUCAUUUACAUGAAAAGACUGGAAACCAUUAGGGAAUUUUAUGCGGAAGAUACACAAAAAACGAGAGAGAGCAUCGUUGAGGAAAGAAGUUUGGAGGAGAUUCGUAAAAUGUGCGUAAGAUACAACACUGAGCUCGAAACAAUUGCUAACGUUGUUAAUCAGCAGCGGCUGGGUUUGUUUUAUUUACAACAAGAAACUUUCAAGGCAGGAGUAUUACCUCAACCCAAACGACUUAUAGAAAUACUUGAGGAGGUUUUACCAAUGAUCGGAAAAGACAAAGUGGAUAAACUAGCCGAGGAAGUAGAACAGGCUAUGGAAUUUUUAAAUAAUACAGAACCGUCGAGUACUGAAGAAUAUGUCGAGUAUUUGGAGUUUUUAGAACUUGCUCCCGAAAAAGCAGACACCAUGGAAGCAGAAGUGGAUUAUUGCAAGGAAUUGUAUGAUAUAAUGGAAGAAUUUCACAUUCCUGUACCUCCCGAGGAUAUGUCGAACUAUUUAGGAUUAAGCGUCACGAUGGGCACAUUUAGAAACUCGCUCGAUAGGAAAAUAGAAGAGAAACCAAAGAUUAUGAAAAAUUUCGCAGAACAAAUGAACAAGGACAUAAGUAACCUAAUAUCUGAAGCAGGACAAAUCAAAGACAAAUGUUUGCAAGAGUGGUUGUACGAUAUAAACUCAAACAUAGAAGAAGUGUUGGCAUUUUUAAACCAACUGUAUGAAGAAUUGCAAGGUUGUAUACAGCGUGCAGGAGAAUUUAAAAAUUACCAAAAGCAAUUCAAAAUGGAAGUAACUAGAUUCGACAUGCUUGAUGAAGUAAUGAACGAUUUGAAAUUGAGAAUGCUUUUAUGGGAAAGUGUGGACACCUGGGCUAAAAUCGUAACAGAAUGGUACACUGUGGAAUUUUCUACCUUAGACGUGGACGAUAUGAACAUAACGACCGCUAAAUAUUUAAAAAACGUCGCACAAUUAGAAAAAGGCCUCCCGAAAAAUCUUAUUGUGCCGAAAUUAAAGGAAGACGUUGAAAGAAUUAAAGACAAGCUCCCUAUUGUUGGCUAUUUGAGAAACCCAACGUUAAAGCAACGACACUGGUUGAAAAUAGAAGGAGUACUAAAUCACAAAUUUAAGACGGACGAAGUUGUUACAUUGCAAUCCUUGGAAAAUUUACGUGUAUUUGAAUUUCCAAACGACCUAAUGGAAGUAUCUGCUCAAGCAAGUAGCGAAGCAGGCCUAGAAACGCUUUUAAAAAAGGUCGAAGAAGCGUGGAAGACGCUGGAAUUCAUCGUCAUUCCUCACAAAGACUCAAAAGACGUUUUCAUUUUGGGCUCGACCGAAGACGUCCAAGCAGUACUGGACGAGAGUAAUAUAAAUAUGACUACCAUAGCAAGUUCGCGCCACGUUGGUCCAAUCAAACCUCGCGUAGACGAAUGGCUAAGGUUUCUGGAUCACUUCACAAGAGUCUUGGACGAAUGGCUCAUGUGCCAGCAAAGCUGGGUUUAUUUGGAGGUAAUUUUUUCCGCACCUGAUAUCCAGAGACAAUUACCGAACGAAGCAAAAAUGUUUUUGGUCGUCGAUAAGGCCUGGAAAGAACUUAUGAGACGCACGGCUAAAAUGCCAUUAGCCAUGGAGGCCGCCACGUUCCCGGGAAUGUUGGAAACGUUGCAAAAGAACAAUGCGCUUUUGGAGCAAAUCAUGAAAUGCUUGGAAUACUAUCUGGAAACCAAAAGGGUCGCGUUCCCACGUUUCUACUUCCUAUCGAAUGACGAACUGCUAGAUAUCCUUGCUCAAACCAAAAAUCCUCACGCGGUUCAGCCACAUCUACGAAAAUGUUUUGACGCAAUUGCGAAAUUGGAAUUUGGAGUGAAGGAGGGAACGGCAGAAGGUGAAGGUCCAGUUCUUACGACCGACAUAAUGGCAAUGAUAAGUCCGGAGGGCGAACGGAUAGCGCUCGGCAAAGGCUUAAAAGCCCGAGGAAACGUGGAGGAUUGGCUCAAAAAGGUUGAGGAGUCUAUGUUUAUUUCACUGUACAAAGUAAUGAAGUUCGGCCUGAUGGAUUACCAGUUGAAAAAGAGAGAAGAAUGGGUCCUGUUGCAUCCCAAUCAAGUCGUGUUAACGAUCUCACAAGUUAUGUGGGCCAAAAGUGUUCACAAGAUCUUGGACUUUUCUAAAAACAUGGACAACGAUAUGGCCGUUUUUGAACGUAAAUGCAUUGCGGACCUCAACCGAUUGGCUGGCCUAGUGAGACUGGAUCUGGACAAGGUGGUGCGAAAAGUACUGAUUGCUUUGAUCACAAUCGACGUCCACGCCAGAGAUACCAUAUCCAGCAUGGUGAAAAAUAAAGUGAAAGGAAGCCAAGAUUUCGAAUGGCUAAAGAUGUUACGAUACUAUUGGCAAGAGGAUAUCGAUAACUGUCUGGCAAAAAUGUCCAGCGCUGUUUAUGUAUACGGCUAUGAAUACCUAGGAGCGUCGGGAGUUUUGGUAAUAACUCCAUUGACCGACCGUUGUUAUCUCUGUUUAAUGGGGGCCCUUCAAUUGGACUUAGGAGGCGCGCCUGCUGGCCCAGCAGGGACCGGCAAAACAGAAACAACGAAAGACUUAUCGAAAGCUUUGGCCAUUCAGUGUGUUGUUUUCAAUUGCUCCGAAGGUUUGGAUUAUAAAAUUAUGGGUCGAUUCUUUGCCGGUCUAGCACAAUCGGGAUCGUGGAGUUGUUUCGACGAAUUCAAUCGCAUCGAUAUCGAAGUCCUAUCGGUCAUUGCUCAACAAAUUAUUACAAUUCGUAACGCCAAAGCUGCGAAACUGAAGAGGUUCAUGUUCGAAGGGAGGGAAAUAAAACUGGUUCAGACGUGCGCAACUUUUAUCACAAUGAAUCCCGGCUACGCCGGACGUACUGAACUACCGGACAACUUGAAAGCUCUGUUUAGACCGAUUUCAAUGAUGGUUCCAGAUUACGCUCUAAUAGCAGAAGUGACUCUAUAUUCAGAAGGGUUUGAGUCGUCGAAAAUUCUCGCUCACAAGAUGGUUCAAAUGUACAAGCUGUGUAGCGAACAGUUGUCCUUGCAGGAUCAUUACGAUUUCGGUAUGAGAGCGGUGAAAAGCGUUCUGGUUAUGGCAGGAUCGUUAAAACGGGCAUCUCCGGACCGCAACGAAGACGUUGUACUUAUCUGUGCAUUAAGAGACAGCAAUUUACCAAAAUUUCUGUCAGACGAUGCGAUACUAUUUCAAGGUAUUCUCAGCGACCUUUUCCCCGGAGUCGAAUUGCCCGUUGCCGAUUACGGAGCGUUCGAAGAAACGAUUCGAGAAUGUAUGAUUCUGUUAAAAUUGCAAACUGUUGAUACGAUGAUCGUCAAGGUGAUUCAGUUAUACGAAACGAUGAUUGUAAGAUGGGGGGUAAUGUUAGUCGGACCCACGGGUGGCGGAAAGUCCAGCGUCCUUAAUACGCUCAGAUGUUCCUUAUCGAAAAUGUACGAGUACGGACACAAGAGUCCUUACUUUCAGCCGGUACGCACGUACAUAAUGAAUCCUAAAGCUGUUACCGCAGGAGAAUUAUACGGAGAGGUUAAUCCUUUCACUUUAGAAUGGAGAGACGGCUUAAUGGGAAUAAUGGUUAGGACCGCCGUUCAGUGUACGAACGAAGAUCACCAGUGGGUGAUUUGCGACGGGCCCGUCGAUGCAGUUUGGAUAGAAAAUCUAAACACCGUACUUGACGAUAACAAAAUGUUAUGCCUGGCUAAUUCCGAAAGGAUAAAGUUAACUCCUUACGUUCAUAUGGUAUUCGAAGUCAUGGAUUUGGCGCAGGCCUCGCCUGCAACAGUUAGCAGAUGCGGCAUGGUUUACAUCGAUCCUGACGAGUUAAAGUGGCUUCCUUACGUGAAAUCCUGGCUCCAAAAGAUCGACGACAACCUUAUCAACCCGGAGAUGAAAGAUUUUAUACUUAGUUUAUUUGAAUAUGCAAUUGAAAAAGCGUUUGUAUUUAUUAAAAAGAGUUGCGGAAUUUCCAUGCAUCAGGUCGAAGUAAGUAAAAUAACGAUGGUGUGUAAAUUAAUGGAAAGUAUUUUUAAAACGCCUGGAGCAAUGUACAAUGUCGGAGAGAAAAGUAAAGUGAGAAACUUCCUCUGCCAAAUAUUUAUUUUUUCUUACUUGUGGGGUGUGGGUGGAAACCUAUUGGACUCUUCGAGGGAACGCUAUGAAUCUCUAUUGCGAGAUCAAUUCGACGAACAUCCCGAUGCCAGAAUACCACCUGGUAACGAUCUUUGGUCGUUGUACAUUAACAUCCAAAGUCAUCGCUUGGAGCCUUGGACAAGAGUAAUUCCUCCCUUUGAAUAUGACAAUGAAACGCCAUUCUUUGACAUGCUCGUUCCCACAAUAGACACCGUAAGAUAUGGACAUGUGAUGGAAAAAUUAGUAACAGUCGGCCAUCCCGUUUUAUACACUGGAGAUACAGGCGUUGGAAAGUCGGUGAUAGCAAAACAAGUGUUGCUCGCGCUACAAAACACGGGGAAAUUCGUUACGGCCUCUUUAAACUUUUCGGCGCAGACGAGCAGUCUUCGAACUCAGGAAAUGUUAGAGCUAAAAUUGGAACGUAAAAAGAAAACUUUAUUGGGAGCACCUGCUGGCAAGAAAAUCGUAUUAUUUGUAGACGAUGUCAACAUGCCCAAAUUGGAGACGUACGGGGCGCAACCUCCCAUUGAACUUUUAAGGCAAUUUCUAGACUACAGCGGAUUGUACGACAGGGACAAAUUGUUCUGGAAGGAAAUCCGGGACUUGGUGAUAACUGCCGCUUGUGGUCCUCCAGGUGGUGGACGGAAUCCCCUAACGCCGAGGUUCGUCAGACACUUCGGCAUGCUACUUAUACCUCCGCCAAACGAAUUCACGCUAAAAGCCAUCUUCAAGGCGAUUUUGAAAGGAUUUUUGUGGGAUUUCGCCAAUCCAGUAAGAGAUUUGGCUGACAGCAUGAUAAAUGCUGCAGUAGAAAUUUACAACCGCAUAGCAGUUGACUUACUACCAACCCCUGCCAAGUCACAUUACGUGUUCAACUUACGUGACUUAUCCAAAUGCAUUCAAGGGAUUUUACAAGCCGACCAGGGAACCCUUCGGGACGCAGCAUCCAUGUUGAGACUUUUCUAUCACGAAUGUCUCCGAACGUUCCACGACCGCCUUAUAAAUAAAGAGGACAAAUGGUAUUUUUAUUCGCUGAUGAGAGAACAGUGCGGCCGUGCAUUCGGAAAUCCGGUUCUUAAUUUACCCGAAGACAACGUUUCCGAUUUGCCGAUUCUCUUAUUCGGCGACUUCAGCCGAUUUGGUGUCGAAAAGGAGGAUCGAAUUUACGAGGAAUUUCUAGAUAUUAACAAAGUCAAAAAUGUCCUGCAGGAUUACUUGGAUGAUUAUAAUCUAACGACAUCGAAAGAAAUGAAAUUGAUCUUCUUCAUGGAUGCUAUCGAGCAUUGCUGCAGGAUAGCAAGAAUUCUGCGAGCUGAACGAGGCAAUGCUCUUCUGGUAGGAGUCGGGGGAAUGGGAAAGCAAAGUCUAACAAGACUUGCAUCGCAUGUGAACACUUACAGAUGUUCUCAAAUAGAGCUUACCCGGAAUUACGACCACACUUCGUUUUUUGAUGACUUGAGGCGAUUCUAUUUUAACGCGGGCGGAUUGAAGGAGAUUACCGUAUUCUUGUUCACGGACACCCAAAUCGUGCAAGAAGAAUUUUUAGAAGACAUUAACAAUAUUUUAAAUUCAGGAGAAGUUCCGAAUUUAUUCGAAGCUGAGGAGAUGGAAAGAGCGAUCAUUGCCUGUCGUCCGGAUGCAAAAGAAAUGGGAAUAGAAGAAGGAAAUCGCGAUGCUAUAUUUGACUUCUUUAUACAAAGAGUUAGAGCGAACUUGCAUUUGGUCCUUUGCAUGAGCCCUGUGGGAGACGCAUUCCGACGCCGUUGUCGCAUGUUUCCGUCGUUGGUAAACUGCUGCACUAUCGAUUGGUUUACAAAGUGGCCCCAAGAAGCACUACUCUCAGUCGCGAAAAAUAGUUUCAAAGACAUGGACGAAACCCUACGAGAUAAUUUGUCGUCAAUAUGCGUCACCAUACACGAGAGCGUAGAACUGAUGACAGAACGAUUUUACACUGAGGUUAGAAGACAUUAUUACACCACUCCGAGCAGUUAUUUGGACCUGCUCAAACUUUACGAAAAUAUGCUUCAAGAUCAGAAAGAUAAAAUUAGCAAGAUCAGGGACAGAGUUGCCAACGGUUUAACGAAAAUUUACGAAACAAACGAUAUGAUUGAUGUGAUGAAAGUGGAACUGACCGAAAUGGAACCGCUACUUAUUAAGCAAUCGGCGGCUGUAGCUGCUCUCAUGAAAUUUCUCGACAAAGAACAAAAAUCUGCCGAUAAAGUUAGGGAGAUAGUAAAAAGUGACGAAGCUGAAGCAAAGAUAAAAGCCGACGAAACACAAGCACUAGCAGACGAAGCCCAAGCGGACUUAAAUGUCGCUUUGCCUGCGUUAGAAGCUGCAGUCAAAGCGCUCGAAUCUUUAAACAAGAACGACAUCAAUGAGCUGAAGGUCUUCGUAAAACCGCCAUACCUGGUCAGAGUUGUGAUGGAAGCAGUUUGCUUAUUGCUUGGAGCAAAAACCGACUGGAAUUCGGCGAAACAAGUGAUGGGCGACGUGAACUUUCUCAAACGACUUCAAGACUACGAUAAGGAUCGCAUCCCCGAAUCUACGCUCAAAAAAUUGAAACAAUACGUCGAUAUGAAAGAUUUUAUUCCCGAAGAAGUGGCGAAGGUGUCGAAAGUAUGCAAAAGCAUGUGCCUAUGGGUUCGAGCUAUCGACCAGUAUGCGAAAGUUUUCAAAGUUGUCGAACCGAAACGGAAAAGGUUGAACGAAGCAGAAAAAGAACUCAAUCAGGUUAUGGGAGUGUUGAGAGAGAAGCAGAGACAAUUAGCAGACGUAGAAGCUCAAAUUGCAAAUUUGGAGGCUCAAUUUAACGCAAGUGUUGCUCAACAAAAAGCGCUGGAAGAUAGCAUAGCCCUCACGGCUUCUCGUAUUACGAACGCUGGAAGACUAAAUAUCGCCCUAGGAGACGAACAAGUUCGAUGGGAACAAAGUGUAGAGCUUUCAAAUAAGCAACUCGCUUGCAUUAUUGGAGAUGUUCUUCUCUCUGCCGCUUGCGUCGCUUAUCUGGGAGCCUUCACCAGCAAUUACCGUAAAGAACUUGUCGAUCGAUGGUUCGAAAGGUGCAAGGAUUUAAAAAUACCUUCUUCCGAAACAUACAGUUUAUUGGCGGUGCUAGCGGAUCCGUACGAAAUACGAAUGUGGAACGCGUGCGGUUUGCCACGAGACGACGUUUCGACAGAGAACGCCAUCUUGGUAACGAAAGGUAAUCGUUGGCCAUUGAUGAUUGAUCCUCAAGAGCAAGCCAACAGAUGGAUAAAACAAAUGGAACAGUCCAAACACUUGCGAGUCACGAAAUUAACAGAUCCAAACUUUAUGCGAGUUCUAGAGGCAGCCAUAAGACUGGGAAAUCCCGUGUUACUGGAGGAAGUUGGCGAAACACUCGAUCCAACAUUGGAUCCGAUCUUACUAAAGCAAACAUUUGUAACGGGCGGUCGCCUUCUUAUUCGUCUCGGAGAUUCUGAUGUCGAAUACGACACAAAUUUCAGAUUUUAUGUAACGACAAAAUUAGCCAACCCCCAUUACUUGCCCGAAAUAUGCAUCCAAGUUACCAUUGUGAAUUUUACUGUAACACCUUCUGGUCUAGAAGAUCAACUACUUGCUGACGUGGUAAGAUUGGAAAGACCUGAAUUGGAAGAACAAAGAACUGAACUUAUAAUAAGAAUAAACAGUGACAAAACGCAACUGAAGUCCAUCGAAGAUAAAAUUUUAAAACUUCUCUUUACAUCCGAAGGAAACGUAUUAGACGACGAAGAUCUUAUUGAAACUCUUAACGAGAGUAAGGAAACAUCGGCAAUCAUUGCCGCCAGACUUAUAGAAACAGAAGCAACGGAAGAGAAGAUUUCGAUUGCUCGGGAAAAAUAUCGACCGGUUGCGACAAGAGGAUCCGUGCUGUAUUUCGUAGUUGCUCAACUAGCUGAAAUCGACCCUAUGUAUCAGUAUUCUUUGAAGUACUUUACUCAGGUUUUCUGUAUGGUCAUUGAGACGAGCGAAGCCAGUUCGAAUUUGGAAUACAGACUGGAAAUCCUUUAUCGGGAAAUAACGAUUUCCGUAUACACGAACGUAUCUCGCGGCCUAUUUGAAAAACACAAGCUAGUAUUCAGUUUCAUGCUUUGCGUAGCAAUUUUCACGGAAAACGGUCAAAUUAACGACGCGCAAAUGAAUUAUUUAAUGAGAGGACCGGUGGGUGCAAGAGCUCCAACCGUUGCCAAGCCCAAUUUUCCUACUAUUACGGAGGCCAUGUGGGUCGGAGUUAAUCAUUUGGCCGACACCUUCAACUAUUUCGCUCGUUUACCUCAAGACAUUACAAACGUGAUCAAGGUCCAAAUUGGAGACUUUACGCAGGAAAUCGUUGUUGUACCGAAAACAACAUCAAAAAGUACCAUCGAGUGGAAUAAGCAAGUCCAAGACUUCGAUAAAUUAUUAAUGUUGAAAACGUUGCAAGAAGAAAAAUUGGUAUUUGCUAUAACACAAUUUGUAAAAGUAAAAAUGGGCCAAUCGUUUAUAGAAAGUCCCCAAAUAAGUUUGAAUUUACUUUUUAAAGAUACCUCCAAUAUAACACCGUUGAUAUUUAUUUUGAGCACCGGAUCUGAUCCAUUUAGUGCAUUUCAAAGAUUCGCUGCAGAGGUCGGAUUCCUAGAACGAAUUCAAUCCAUUUCAUUGGGUCAGGGGCAAGGACCUGUCGCUGAGAAGAUGAUUUCAACGGCUAAACCAAAAGGAGACUGGGUAUUUCUACAGAACUGCCAUUUGGCAACGUCGUGGAUGUUGGCAAUGGAAAAAAUUGUCCUCCAAAUAGCCGAGGACCCUUCGGCCAUUCACAGUGAAUUUAGAAUCUUUAUGAGCUCAAUGCCUUCCAAGGCGUUCCCUGUUUCAGUUCUUCAAAACUCCGUUAAAGUUACAAACGAACCGCCCAAGGGAGUACGGGCUAAUAUAAAACGAGCUUUCAGCGAAAUGACAGAUGAAUUCUUCGAAGACCACCCUUUGGACCAAGAUUGGAGAACGAUGUUGUUUGGUCUUUGCAUGUUUCAUGCAAUCAUACAAGAACGCAAGAAAUUCGGACCUCUCGGAUGGAACAUCAUUUACGAAUUUAACGAUAGCGAUCGCGAGUUUGCCUUUAACACCCUGAAAAUGUUUUGUGCCGAAGGUACCAUACCGUGGGACGCUCUCGAAUAUAUAACGGGAGAAAUAACGUAUGGAGGUCGAGUAACGGAUCAUUGGGAUCUACGUUGUUUGAAAACAAUUCUCAAAGGAUUUUUCGCGCCGCACACCCUACUGCCUAACUAUACUUAUUCAAAGUCGGGGGUGUACUACUGUCCGCAAUUCGAAAAAAUACAAGAGUACCGUGAAUUUAUCGACGAUUUACCUAUAAUCGAACCUCCAGAAAUAUUUGGAAUGCACGAAAAUGCCAAUAUCGCUUUUCAGACAAAAGAGACGCAAAGUAUCAUCAAAACACUUCAAGAUUGUCAACCGCGUUCCGGAGGAGGGACUGAAGGAAAAUCUAGCGACGAAAUUGUUUAUGACUUAGCCCAAUCGAUCAGAGAAAUUAUUAUGGACAGACUAAACCCAGACCUAGUUCACAUAAAUAUGUUUAAGAGAGAUGACAAAGGUAGACUUCCGUCUUUAACGACAGUUUUACUUCAAGAAAUAGACCGUUUCAACAAACUAUUAACUAUGCUUCAUUCGUCACUAAUUAAUUUACAAAAAGCAAUAAAAGGACUCUUGGUAAUGUCAGAUGCGCUAGAAGAAGUCUUCACAGCUUUCAUCAACAACGCCAUCCCAAAAAUGUGGUCAUCAAAGUCAUACCCGUCUUUGAAGUCUUUAGGAAGUUGGGUACACGAUCUAGAGCUGCGACUUGACUUUAUAAGUAUUUGGAUGCAGUACGGACAUCCGAAAUCCUACUGGCUCUCUGGAUUUUAUUUCACCCAGGGAUUUUUGACAGGAACUCUACAAACUCAUGCCCGAAAAUACGACGUCCCUAUUGAUCAAUUAAAAUAUAACUUUAUAGUACAAAGAGUCUACGUCGAUCAAGAAGAAAUCAAAAAAGCACACGACGAACAAGAUUACGAGGUGCGGUCGGUUUUUGGUGCUUUAACAACCCCUACAGACGGAGUAAUUAUCCAUGGAUUAUAUUUGGACGCUGGAAGAUGGGACAACCGAAACGGGAUCUUAGUGGACGCUGAACCAGGUGAAAUAAAUCCUCCAUUGCCUUCAGUUCACUUCAUGCCAGUCGUAAAACUACCGGCCAAAGACACCCGUUACGUAUGUCCUUUGUACAAAACCUCAGUGAGGGCUGGCACUUUAUCAACCACCGGACACAGCACCAACUUUGUCCUUGCAGUUUUCCUGCCAACAACUGAACUUCAAAGUUACUGGAUAUUGAAAGGCACCGCUUUACUUACUCAACUCACAGAUUAAUUACUGUUCCUCCUGCGUUUUAGUUAAUUUAAUUGUUAGUUAACAUAUUCACUUACUAUGAUAUCGACCCUCAUUCAACCUUAAAUAAAAACUCGUUUUUUC